ACAUGGACGAGGUUGAUUAAUAAUAAUGAACAUAAAUCUUUACGAAAAAUAUACGCAUGAUUAAUUUUGAUAUUAUAUCGUGUGAUCAUCAGCGAGAUGACCUUCGAUGGAACCGAUCAUUGACGAUGAGAGAUGGCGAAUGACCCUAAGACAAAUAAUUGACGAGUUGUGUUUUUCAGAUUUCGAUAUGGAGAGAUUUUCGGAAGAUGCGCAGAUAAGUGCGAAUGUGGCUAGAAAGCUGGAUGAGGAGGAUGAUUUCUUCAGUUUUGACUUGGAAAAUUACCAAGAAACUAAUUAUUGGGAAAUUGUUCUCGAUCUUGCCGAGGAUUGUUUCGGCUAUGGCGAUUCUGAUUUGCAACAAGUUGAUGUUUGCUUUCGUUGCGAUGGAUGCGAGAAUCCUCGGGUAUCGUGUGAUGGGAAAGUUGAGCUAGAAGCUGUUGGCGAUUGUCUCGACAGAAAGCUAGAGCUGCGUGAAGAACAAUUUGAUGAUCGGGAUGAUUUCUUUGAUUGUGACUUGGAAAGUUACCAAGAAACAAACUAUUCGGAUAUUGUUCUCGAUCUUUCCGAGGAUUGUUUCGGCUACACCGAUUCUCAUUGGCGACAAGUCGAUAAAAACGAAUGCGAGAAUCAUCAUCAGAAAGUCGAGCUGGAAGCUGUUAGCCAUUGUCUCGACAGGUAAGAAUUUUAUGUUUAUUUAAUACGU
This is a messenger RNA of Centruroides sculpturatus (bark scorpion), 703 nucleotides long. RefSeq lists its product as uncharacterized. Bases 107 to 679 code for a protein of 190 amino acids. The record is from RefSeq and is a predicted model, not a curated record. The transcript has 2 exons. NCBI's taxonomy places the organism in Eukaryota, Metazoa, Arthropoda, Arachnida, Scorpiones, Buthidae.